AAUAUUGGAAGGGAAAGCCGUGCUAGCGGCGGCAUCCCUUUACUCCUUCACUCACCAUCGUAGGAGCGCCACUCGCACUUGUGUUUCUUGUGCUUCUUCCCCAUGUCCGGACAGCAGCCACCGCACUCCUUUCGAGCCGCCGAUUCUGCGCAGCCCCGCGCGCCCAACGGCGCCUCGCUGACGGGAGUAAGCAAUCGCCUGGCGUCUGCUUCCUGUUAGGAGGUUGUUUGGGGUUGGGCGUCGGUGAAGGAAACCUCCCGACGGGUACAGAUUUUAAAACCGAUGAAGUACGGUUCAACGAUUCCCAAUCAUUCCCAUCCCUCGGUUGGUGAAACUUGUCAACUUUGUUUUCCUCCCCACUUCGCUAAAUGUUCCCUCGAGAGUCUGUCGACUGUCCCCGCAGAUCGCAACCAAUGCGGUUGCGGCGUGGGUGAGUGUCAGGAGGUUACAGCCAAUCGGCAGUACAUUCGGAGCGCAAAGGCGGUGCUGGAAGGUAAUUGACGUUCCGGUCGGCUAAUGACAGUGACAAGCGGAUGGCGUUAGCCAAUCACGACGGUCUCUCCGGCAUCGGUCCCACAUCCUACCGGAUGUGACGCGAGGAGAGUCUGGAGCUUGUGCUGUGGCGGGCGCUGGAUUUGAGUUUUCUGCCGGUGAGAGAGCUGAAGGAACUUUAAUUCUAAAUGGAUGCUGCAGCUGGAGAAUUAAAACAAGCUUUACCGUGUUUUGAAUCCAUGCAAAUACAUGUGGAAGUCUGUGUGAAACAGAACAGUACUGUGAAGCAGGAAGAUGUGCGGCUGAGUGUGUUGCAACUACUAAGCAGACACCGCGUGGUAUUUGGCGAUUAUGCAUGGAUGGAAUUUGAUGAUGAAUUUCUGACAAAACAUGUAAGCUCUGUAUGCAUUGUGGACACGGAUCUUACAUUUAAGGACAGACAGCCUAUUGACCUGACAAAAUCCAGCAUUUCAAUUUAUAUAUUUCGUCUAAAUGAAGAAGGUCCAUCCUCUGAUGCUUUGGAGGGGGAAGAGGAGAACAUGCCAGCCUCAAAUAACUGGCUUCUACCUGCUGGUGAGUUCCAUGGACUCUGGGAGAGCUUGAUAUAUGAUAAUGAGGUUAAAUCACAAUUACUUGACUACGUCUCAACUACUUUACUGUUUUCUGACAGAAGUGUUGAUAGCAAUUUGAUUACCUGGAAUCGAGUGGUGCUACUUCAUGGUCCCCCAGGAACUGGUAAAACAUCUUUAUGUAAAGCACUAGCUCAAAAACUUACUAUUCGAUUUUCUCACCGAUACCGGUAUGGACAGCUAAUAGAAAUCAAUAGCCAUAGCCUCUUCUCCAAAUGGUUUUCUGAGAGUGGAAAACUUGUUACAAAAAUGUUUCAAACCAUUCGGGAUCUAAUUAUGGAUACAGAAUCUCUAGUAUUUGUUUUAAUUGAUGAGGUCGAAAGUUUGACAGCAGCUAGGAAUGCUUCAAAGUCUGGAACAGAGCCAUCUGAUGCUAUUCGAGUAGUUAAUGCUGUAUUGACACAAAUAGACCAGAUCAAAAGAUUUCCCAAUGUUAUAAUUCUGACUACAUCAAAUAUCACAGAAAAAAUAGACUUGGCUUUUGUGGACAGAGCAGAUAUCAAGCAGUACAUUGGGCCACCAUCUGCUGCAGCUAUUUUUAAGAUCUAUCUUUCCUGUCUGGAGGAACUAAUGAAGUGCCAAAUCAUCUAUCCUAGGCAGCAACUGCUCACCUUGAGAGAAUUGCAGAUGAUCAGCUUCUUAGAAAAUGAUGUGUCCAGGCUAAGUUUAGCACUUAAGAAUAUUGCGGCGAAAAGUGAAGGACUGAGUGGACGAGUUUUGCGAAAGCUACCUUUCCUAGCUCAUGCACUGUACAUUCAGUCAUCAUCUGUAACAGUAGAGAAAUUUUUGGAAGCUCUCUCCGUGGCAGUGGACAGACAGUUUGAAGAACAAAAGAAACUAAACGCUAUCGAUGGCAAGAUAUAGUAUCAUCAGUCAACUGUGUUAUUACAAACAUUUGUGUAGGAUGCUGUCAAAUGCAGGUGAAAUCCUUUAUAGUUGCUAAGAUUGGCCUCCAUAAACUGACAGAGUUAUGAUACUAGGCAUAAUGAUGGUGGUGGCUAAAAGUUUGAGCUUUGUUUCUGUCUAAAUUGGUACGUUUUGUUUCUGAUAAGUUACUGUAGGAUAACUCCAUGUAGAUCCAUUACAGUUACCAAGCCAAUAGCCAAAGCAUUCUAGAAACCAUUCUGUUUUGUCUGCCAUACUUGACAAAAUUAAAUACAGCUUACAGCAAAGAGACUAAUUAUUCAGCCUUGAUAAUCUAUUCCAGUGAAUGCUGCACAUGAGCUUCCUUCCUUACACUUGUAUCUAAAUUCAUUGCUCCACGUUUCUGUUCCUUUCUGCCUCGUGUACUUUUGUUGCUUUCUUUAAAUUUGUCUUUCAGUUUCAAUCAUUAAAGCCCAGUUGCUUCACUGAAAAUAAAAAUGAGAUCAUUGGCUACUUGACACCCUGAAGCUGUUUUGCUUCUGAAAUACCCAAUUCACAUUAAAGUUUGUCAAAAUUGAAAAAUGUUCUGUUAUUUGCAUACAAAGGCAAUGUAUUUUUAUGCAACAUCUGCCUUUGUGGCAAGAUCUGAUGCUGCUUGUACCAACAUGGAAGAAUAUCAGUAGAAAUAAAAUCCUAUUCCAUUGUAAGAACAGAACAUCAGAACAACUUCGGUCGACUUUUCUUUCGGGGAGCAAAAACAUCUUUAACAAUCAUUUUAAAAUUGGUCUUCUACAUUACAUCACUAUCAAUGUGAUAAAUGUGUCCUAUGUGAUGAACUAAUUCUUGCAGUUCCACCAUUUAGACAUUACUUGUUAAAUAACACUUACGGAAUUAUUUAUUGAAAAUCACAGCGACCUAGCAAUGGUGAAACUAGAUUUUUGUUGGAGAUAGUUUUUGUAACAGGUUACAGUGUAGACUUAAGUAGUUUGUUUCUGUACAAUACAUACUGUUCGGCCCAAAAUGGUCUGUGUUGGUGUUUAUGCGUUACACUAGGGAUCUCCAACUCUCUACUUAAUCACAUCAGAAUAUCCUUCUAUUCUUCUCUCUCUAGCUUCUCCUUUAACUGUAUGCCCUAUUUAUUUCGAUUACUCCUUGCAGUAGGGAGUUCCACAGUGCAAAAGUGGACAAAGAGGUUUCUCAUGAAGUCCCUGCUGUAUUUGUUGCAGUUGUGCUGACCCACUGAGAUAAAUAGUCUUUAGUCUCUGGCUUGACCUUACUGAUUUUUCUGUUCCUGGUGGCUUUGCCGUGUCAAGCUAAUACUUUUUUGAAUAAUAUUAAACUGUUAGCCGCACUGUCACGAUCACACCAAAACAAAAGAAAAUUCAGGAAAGAUUUUUGUCUUUUGACACUUUCUAACACAAUUCUAUACUGAAAUGAGAAAUAUGUUCCAUUGUUUUUAUAAUUCACCAAUCACCUUGGAACAAAGGUAUUUGAAAAGGCAGUUUUUAAAUCCAGCUGUGAUCACUAAAGUUCAUCACUUGUACUAUUGAACAAAAUCUAGGUUUUGUACAAGAUUUUGACCAAAACUAUUCUCAAUUUUGAGAACAAGCUGGAGAUAUGUUUAUGCAAAAUUUUGAAAAAUUUAAAGGAAUGAUUCGAAGUUUUAUGACCAAGUUGACCUGAAUUUGGUGAAUGCUUACCUUAAUGACUUUAUAUUGACCUAAGAAUUAGUGCAGCUUUGUGAAAUGAUUAGGUAAAGCCUAAACAAGUAUGCCGUACACAGUUUUCAUGUAAUUUUUAAUAAAGGUUUAAACAAGGCUUAAAGUCACAAUCUUUGUGCUGAGCAAAUCUGUUCAGGUUACAGAUCACUGUAUUUCAUUACCAACAUUGUAGAUUAAUGCAAAUGUAGUUUACGAAUGAAGAGGCAACAGAAGAGAAGCUCAAGUUAUUUCAAAGCUUUGUUUACAUGCCACAGUUGCAAAUUGUUGUCAAAGGUAACAGUUUUU
This is a messenger RNA of Stegostoma tigrinum, 3991 nucleotides long. RefSeq names its product thyroid hormone receptor interactor 13 (gene trip13). The record is from RefSeq and is a predicted model, not a curated record. Gene Ontology annotation, molecular function: ATP binding; ATP hydrolysis activity. Bases 681 to 1985 code for a protein of 434 amino acids. Gene Ontology annotation, cellular component: chromosome; nucleus. The transcript has 14 exons. NCBI's taxonomy places the organism in Eukaryota, Metazoa, Chordata, Chondrichthyes, Orectolobiformes, Stegostomatidae. Gene Ontology annotation, biological process: reciprocal meiotic recombination; meiotic recombination checkpoint signaling.